AUGCGCCCCACCGCCUCACCACCCACUGCCGCCGUCAACCUUGAGAUCGCACCAAGCAACCGUUGUGUCUCUCUGUCGCUGCUGAAACACUUGAUCAAAUAUAUCUCGCAACCUUCUCCCCUCGCGGUACUAACCCUACUCGCGGCUGAGCAAAAGGAACCUGUUCAGAUUACGCCGUCACCUUUGUUUUCUAGAUUCUCAAAAUUUUCAUUCCUUUGUUCGUGGGCUGCAGCCACCUCGAAGGAACCUUCCCGCGAGAAAAUGGCGGCCUGCUGCAGUAGAGCAACGCCUCUAACAUUCUUUCACUUCACGCCCGCUUCCGUCGGCCCUUCACCCAAUUCCGUUUCUUUUGUCGGAGCCCGUUGGCUGAAACCCAUCACCAAAACUAGGCAAUACCAAUUACAUUCACGCACUACAAAAUUUACCCGCUUUUUAGCAUCCGCGUCUCCGGCCACAGCUGACAACGCCAUUGCCGACAAGCUUCCAGGUGACCUUCAAGUUACAGAAACGCCGGAACCCAAUUCAAGAGUGAGAUUGAGCGUGGAAGUUCCUGCAGUGGUAUGUGAUGAUUGCUACAAAAAGGUCAUCGAUGAGUUUAUGAAACGGUCUAAGGUUCCUGGUUUUCGUCCAGGAAAGAACAUUCCAGAGAGUAUUCUUGUUGGUUUUGUCGGGAAGAAAAAUGUCCAGAAGGCUACUAUAGAGUCAAUUUUGAAGAGAACACUUCCACACGCCAUGUCCUCGGUAAGUGGAAGAGCCUUGGAAGAUUCACUCCAUAUAUUAACUAGAUUCCCGGAUAUGGAGAGCACUUAUUCUUCCAUGAAAUCUUUGAGAUAUGAUGUGAUUGUUGAUGUCGCACCUGAAGUCAAAUGGGUUCCUGAAGAUGGGUACAAAAAUUUGAAGAUUGUUGUUGAGAUUGAUAAGGAAAUAGAUGCACAGACUGCAACUGAACAGGAACUACGUCGCCGUCACAAGGCCCUUGGCGCAUUAAAAAUAGUGGCUGACAGAGGUCUUGAGGUGGGUGAUGUUGCGGUUCUUGAUUUAUCCGCUACAACAAUUGACCAGGACGAAUCUACUGCUCAAAGAAUACCAUCUGCUGAGAGUAAAGGGUUUCAGUUUGACACUGAAGACGAAAAUAAAGUCCUUCCAGAUUUUCUGAACUCAAUUAUUGGAAUAAAACGUGGUGAAACAAAGUCAUUCCCAUAUGUGUUUCCUGAUUCAUGGAAACAAGAAGAUCUUCGUGGUGUUCAAGCUCAAUUCACUGUGUAUUGCAAGGAACUGUUCUACAGAGAUCUACCUGAACUGAAUGAUUCAAUUGCCGAUAGGAUUCUGUCUGGCUGCUCUACCAUUGAGGAGGUGAAGGCAGCUUUACUGCAAAAAUUUAUUGAAGUGGAGCAAACAGCGAAAGAACAAGCCACGGAUAAUGCUAUUUUGGACCAGCUGCAAAAAAUGAUUGAGGUUGAUAUACCUCUAUCCUUGUUUGAGGAACAAGGAAGACAGCUUUAUGGAGCACAACUGUUGCAAAUUCAGAUAUUAACGGAUGAGCUUGUCAAGGAGGUUGAGAACUCAAUUGCUGAAUUUAAACGCCACAACCAAGAAUAUGACGAGGAGCGUGUCAAAGGACAGGUAGAAGAGGUACUUGAAGGAGCAAAAGUGCUAGAAUGGCUGAGAGAGCGAGCUGAAAUCCAGUACAUAACCAAGGGGGUUGACUGA
This is a messenger RNA of Striga hermonthica, 1710 nucleotides long. NCBI's taxonomy places the organism in Eukaryota, Viridiplantae, Streptophyta, Magnoliopsida, Lamiales, Orobanchaceae. The record is from the annotation of a GenBank genome assembly.